AUGAAGAAUACGCAAUCAUCGCGCGAUCAUUUAGCCCAAGCCGCAGCCGAAAUAAAGAUGUCCGUCCCAACCGAUGAUAUUACCAUUAUCGAGGUGGCGAUCAGGUUUCUGAACCUGAGACAGACCGGCACUAUAGAAGACUACACCUCAAAGUUUCGCCAGAUAUCAAGCAAAAUCACGCAAGAGAUAUACGUAGCAGCCCUUUUCUUCAACGGUCUAAAUCGAGAUAUUCAAGAUCGGAUGUACAGUAUCAGCUCGGGGAGUUUCCCAGAACGCACGAAACCAUGCGCGACGCAGCAAUUCUUAUCGGUGACUAGCUCCAUAAACAAAGGAGAUUGGAGGGACUAUGCUUCAUCUGUGGAAAUUGAGGCCACGUAG
This is a messenger RNA of Aspergillus calidoustus, 378 nucleotides long. Lineage: Eukaryota; Fungi; Ascomycota; Eurotiomycetes; Eurotiales; Aspergillaceae. The record is from the annotation of a GenBank genome assembly.